GUGUAUAUAUAGGCCCCCUCCAUACUCCUUCUCUCCUUCAAUCUCCCAUUUCUCCGUGCCUUCUCUGGUCUUCAAUUUCCUUGUCUGAAACUCUCUCUCUCUCUCUGGCCUAAUUGACAUUGCUUUGAUAUGGCUACUCAUACCCCUAAGAACAUCCUUAUUACUGGGGCUGCCGGGUUCAUUGCUUCCCAUGUCGCCAACCGGCUCAUCCGAAACUACCCUGACUACAAGAUCGUUGUGCUUGACAAGCUUGAUUACUGCUCAAAUCUGAAAAAUCUCCUUCCCUCUAAAUCAUCUCCCAAUUUCAAGUUUGUCAAGGGGGACAUUGGCAGUGCUGACCUUGUCAAUUUCCUCCUCAUCACUGAGUCUAUAGACACUAUAAUGCACUUUGCAGCCCAGACCCAUGUCGACAACUCAUUUGGUAACAGCUUUGAGUUUACCAAGAACAAUAUUUAUGGUACCCAUGUCCUUUUAGAAGCCUGCAAGGUCACUGGCCAGAUCAAAAGGUUCAUCCAUGUGAGUACGGAUGAGGUCUAUGGGGAGACGGAUGAGGAUGCUGUUGUGGGAAACCAUGAGGCUUCUCAACUCCUCCCAACAAACCCAUACUCUGCCACAAAAGCUGGAGCAGAAAUGCUUGUUAUGGCAUAUGGCAGGUCAUAUGGGUUACCUGUAAUUACGACGCGUGGGAACAAUGUUUAUGGACCCAAUCAGUUUCCUGAAAAAUUGAUCCCAAAGUUCAUCCUCUUGGCCAUGCAAGGGAAGCCUCUUCCAAUUCACGGUGAUGGUUCCAAUGUGAGGAGUUAUUUAUAUUGUGAAGAUGUUGCUGAAGCUUUUGAAGUCAUUCUUCACAAGGGAGAGGUAGGUCAUGUUUACAAUAUUGGUACAAAGAAGGAAAGGAGAGUUAUUGAUGUUGCCGAAGAUAUAUGCAGACUCUUUUCCAUGGACCCAGAGAAAAACAUCAAGUUUGUAGAUAACAGACCAUUUAAUGACCAGAGGUACUUUCUAGAUGAUCAGAAGCUGACGAUAUUGGGAUGGUCAGAGCGGACUACGUGGCAAGAGGGGCUGAAGAAGACUAUGGAAUGGUACAUUAACAAUCCUGAAUGGUGGGGUGACGUCUCUGGGGCACUGCUUCCUCAUCCAAGAAUGCUGAUGAUGCCUGGUGGGAUUGAAAGACACUUCGAUGGGUCUGAGGAGGGCAAGUCUGCCUCUUAUGUCUCAAGUAAUACCCGGAUGCUGGUUCCUCCUUCCAAAAGCGUUGGCUCUCCUCGAAAACAUUCCUUGAAGUUCUUGAUCUUUGGUAGGACUGGUUGGAUUGGGGGUCUGCUUGGGAAGAUAUGUGAGAAACAAGGGAUUCCUUUUGAAUAUGGAAAAGGGCGUCUAGAGGAUCGGUCAUCACUAGUGGCAGAUAUUCAGAAUGUUAAGCCAACCCAUGUUUUCAAUGCUGCUGGUGUGACUGGUAGACCCAAUGUAGAUUGGUGCGAGUCUCACAAAACAGAAACAAUUCGCACAAAUGUUACUGGGACCUUAACCUUAGCAGAUGUUUGCAGAGAGAAUGGGCUCUUGAUGAUGAAUUUUGCUACAGGGUGUAUAUUUGAGUACGAUGCGGCACAUCCCGAGGGUUCUGGCAUUGGGUUUAAAGAGGAAGACAAACCCAAUUUCACUGGUUCUUACUAUUCCAAAACCAAGGCUAUGGUUGAAGAGCUGUUGAAUGAAUAUGACAAUGUCUGCACUCUAAGAGUUAGGAUGCCGAUAUCAUCUGACCUAAACAACCCACGCAACUUCAUUACAAAGAUCUCUCGUUAUAAUAAAGUGGUUAACAUUCCGAAUAGCAUGACCGUGUUGGAUGAGCUUCUGCCGAUUUCAAUUGAGAUGGCAAAGCGGAACUUGAGGGGUAUAUGGAACUUCACAAACCCGGGGGUUGUGAGCCAUAAUGAGGUUCUGGAGAUGUACAAGGAUUACAUUGACCCCAACUUCAGGUGGGCUAACUUCACACUUGAAGAGCAAGCCAAGGUGAUUGUGGCUCCUCGAAGCAACAAUGAGUUGGAUGCCUCAAAGUUGAAGAAAGAGUUCCCGGAGUUGCUAUCUAUCAAGGACUCCCUGAUUAAGUUUGUGUUUGAACUCAACAAGAAGAACUCUGCAGAGUAAACAGUUUCAGUUGUAGACCUCUCACUCUCAGGUUCGACCUCUCUGCAUUUUGCUCUAGAUACUACUCCACAAGGCUCAUCAGCUCCACCACUUAAUUCAUUGUUAGCUUCGUAUAAUUAUUUCAACUGUUGUAGAAGGUGGUCGUGAGGGCAAUUCUAUUAGCUACAUCUUUCAUUUUGACUUCACCUAUAUUUUGUAAUUUAGUUUGCUUAGUUGCUUUGAGCAAGAAACUUCCAAUAGGGGGUUGUAUUAUUUUUGCAGUCUAUCAUCUAAUAUGUGUGGCGUUUCAUUCUUUAAUAAGUGAACUUCUGGCAUCCAUUCAAAGCAAUAUACUUGUGUCUUUAUGGCAUUUGAUCU
This is a messenger RNA of Corylus avellana, 2502 nucleotides long. It is a transcript of the gene RHM1, whose product is annotated as rhamnose biosynthesis 1. NCBI's taxonomy places the organism in Eukaryota, Viridiplantae, Streptophyta, Magnoliopsida, Fagales, Betulaceae. The record is from RefSeq and is a predicted model, not a curated record. Gene Ontology annotation, biological process: nucleotide-sugar metabolic process. Gene Ontology annotation, molecular function: dTDP-glucose 4,6-dehydratase activity.